This is a messenger RNA of Camarhynchus parvulus, 1552 nucleotides long. Its product is annotated as autophagy-related protein 2 homolog A-like. The transcript is spliced from 15 exons. The record is from RefSeq and is a predicted model, not a curated record. Bases 1 to 1407 code for a protein of 468 amino acids. Gene Ontology annotation, molecular function: phosphatidylinositol-3-phosphate binding. Lineage: Eukaryota; Metazoa; Chordata; Aves; Passeriformes; Thraupidae. Gene Ontology annotation, biological process: autophagosome assembly; autophagy of mitochondrion; reticulophagy. Gene Ontology annotation, cellular component: extrinsic component of membrane; phagophore assembly site.
AUGGGACCCCAGAAUGGGACUCCCCAUGAUUUCAUCUCCGUUCUGGACAUCGAUUUCCUGGAGCUGCUGCUGAGCCCCGGGAGUGGGGGGGACAGCGAGGGGGGGGCGGCCCCCCCCUGGGAGCUGCUGGUGGCCCCCGCCCGGCUGCGGGGCCGCACCUGCGCCGACAGCGCCGCCGCCCUCGCGCGGCUGCUGCAGCACCUGGGGACCCCCCCGCGGGCCGCGGCCCCCCCGCGACCCCCGCCCGGGACCCCCCCGGCCCCGGAGAGACCCCCGGGGCAGGAGGAGCCCCCGCCGGGGGGGGAGCAGGCCGCCCCCGCCCCCAUCAACCAGCAGGACCUGACGGACGCGCUGAGGGACCCCCCCGGGACCCCCCCCGGGGACCCCCGGACCCCCGGUGUGUCCCCGUAUCCGCUGGCUGGCCCCCGGGCCCCUGCGCAUCCUCCCCGGCCAUUUCGGGGUCCCGCGGGGGGGGCGGGACCGGCUGCGCCCCCCCCCGGGGCUCCCCCCCCCGCUCCCGCCUGCUGCUGCGCGACCUCAGCCUCACCUGGGCCCUGCACGGGGGGCGGGACUUCGGCAACGGCCACGCCCCCGACAGGCCCCGCCCCCGGCAGCUCAGGCCCCGCCCCCCCACGGUGGCGCUGCCGGGGGGGCCCCGGGAGGGUCCAGGAGGAGCUGAUGGAGCUGUACCUGGGCAAGCUGUGGCUCAAGGCCCUGCGGGUUCUGCCCCACCCGCCCCCCCCCGGGGGGGUCCCCGAGUGCUGCCUCAGGGUGACCCUGACCCCGCUGCGCCUGCACAUCGACCAGGACCCGCUGAUUUUCCUCAGGGAUUUCGCCGGCGCCUUCCUCGCCCACCUGAGCCCCGCCCCGGGCCCCGCCCCGGGCCCCGCGCCCGCCCCCCCCGGGGUCGGGGACCCCCCCAGGCCGGAGCCGCCCCCGGAGCCGGAGCCAGAGCCAGAGACCCCCCCGAUCUACUUCCGCGAGUUCCGUUUCACGGCCGAUGUCCCCGUCUGGCUGGAUUACCGCGGCAAGCGCGUCACCAUGGAGCAGGGCGCCCUGGCCGGGAUCCUGAUCGGGCUGGCGCGGCUGAACUGCUCCCAACUGCGCCUGAAACGGCUCUGCCACCGCCAGGGGCUGCUGGGGCUCAGCCGGGUCGUGUCCUACGCGGUGACCGAGUGGCUCCGGGACAUUCGGUGUCACCAGCUGCCGGGGCUGCUGGGGGGGGUGGCGCCGGUGCACGCCGUGCUGCGCCUCUGGCGCGCUCUCCGGGACCUGCUGCUGCUGCCGCUGCAGGGGGGGGGUCCCGGGGGGGUGACCCGGGGGGUGACCCGGGGGGUGACCCGGGGGGUGACACGCUCGGGGCCGCCGGGGCCAGCGCGGCGCUGGGGCUGGGAGCGAGGCUGCUGAGGGCGCUGCAGGCCCUGGCCGAGGCUCUGUUCGGACUCGUGGCCCCCCCGGGCCCCCCCCACGAGCGGCUCCCAGCACGGACCAGCACGGACCAGUACAGACCGCGCCCCCCCGGCUCGAGGAGCGGCCCCGCCCCCACCGAGGG